This is a messenger RNA of Coffea arabica (coffee), 1370 nucleotides long. Its product is annotated as aquaporin NIP2-1. Lineage: Eukaryota; Viridiplantae; Streptophyta; Magnoliopsida; Gentianales; Rubiaceae. Gene Ontology annotation, molecular function: channel activity. Gene Ontology annotation, biological process: transmembrane transport. Gene Ontology annotation, cellular component: membrane. The record is from RefSeq and is a predicted model, not a curated record.
AAUGUACGAGGGACAUGUCGUCCAUUAUUCCCGAUGUGGAGGUUGGGAAAGGAUAUGUGAUCAUCUAAUAAGCUUUUCCCCUAACUCAACAUACGUUAAAAUCUCCAAGGCACCGCUUGGUAUUAUUGCAGUCCUGGUCUUGUUAUAUAUAGAAAAGGUUGAAGAUGGUAUCUAAGUGUAUAUAAAUCAACCGUACGCCACAUUAGACACUUACUUGGAGGCGCGAGUCAAUCUCUUCUUCGCCCUAGCUUGACGAAGCUCAAUUGGUUUUCCUUGUAUUUGAAGAGGCAGGUUAAUUUGCAGCCCCCCCAUAUAUUCAGAGAUUCAUGGAGAAUGGGCAGGCAAAGGUCAAUGCUUCUUCCAGAAAAGAGGGACAUGGAUCGGUUUCAACCGAAAGACAGCAGAUAUCGCAGAUGCCUUUGAGUAGUAACCUUGGGAGACUGUAUGGAGAAUGUUGUCCGCCUGGAUUUAUCAGGAAGGCUACAGCGGAGAUAAUAGCGACGUAUCUGUUGGUAUUCGUGACAUGCGGUUCGGCGGCUCUAAGCGCGAGCGACGAACACAAAGUCUCGAAGCUGGGAGCGUCGGUGGCCGGGGGACUCAUCGUCACCGUUAUGAUCUAUGCAGUUGGACAUAUCUCCGGUGCCCACAUGAACCCUGCUGUCACCUUGGCUUUUGCUGCUGUCCGACACUUCCCAUGGAAGCAGGUACCGUUUUAUGCAGGAGCCCAGCUAACAGGAGCAAUUUCAGCUGGAUUCACACUCCACGUAUUGCUCCACCCAAUUGAACAUGUUGGAACUACAUCCCCUCCCGGAACAACCAUUCAAGCUCUGGUAAUGGAAAUAGUUGUGACGUUCUCUAUGAUGUUCGUCACCUCUGCAGUGGCAACUGAUACCAAAGCAAUAGGGGAGCUCGCAGGUAUUGCGGUUGGUUCCGCCGUCUGCAUUUCUUCCAUUUUGGCUGGGCCAAUCUCGGGAGGAUCCAUGAACCCAGCAAGGAGUAUUGGUCCAGCAAUAGCAAGCGAUUACUACGAGGGGAUUUGGGUGUACGUUGUUGGACCUGUAUGUGGAACAUUGCUUGGAGCAUGGUCCUACAAUUUCAUUCGGGUGACGGACAAGCCAGUUCACGCAAUAUCAAAUUCGCUUUCAUUUCAGCUCCGGCGAAUGAGGAGCAAUCAGGAAAGCAUUGCAGAUGAAGACCCGCUCAACUCACUCUAACUUUACACCUCAACAAUCCCCGAUAAUCUACAAUUUCUUUGUAUGGCUGUUGCGCAUUACACUUUUGUAUCUUGCAAAUUGAAUUGAUAUGUAAAGGGGCUAUUUAAGUAAACAAUAAAUGAUAAACAAGUGACAGAACUUGAGGCUGUACUGUAA